GUGUGUUGGGGAUGCGGCCAACGGGCCAUUCGCGUCGUGUGUUGUCGCCGUCGUUGUCGUUGUCGUUGUCGUCGUCGGCGACUGCGCUGCUGGCCGGGAAUAAAACUCGAUCCGCGUGCGUCUUCUAGCCACAGUUUACGGAUUGCCUUCUGACCGACAGAUCGAACCAGCCAAUCGAGCGCAGUGCACUCAAUCAAACUCUACACAGCCACGAGCAGCUCAAGCUACCCUACAAGGCACGCCCAGUCGGUGCCCCAAAGGAUACAUCAAUAAUUAAAGCCCAGUGUCAAGUGUUGUCGUGUCGGUGACCCGCCCCCAAACCACUCGAGAAAUCAAGAUAAAUAUAUAAUAAAAAAAAUAAAAAAUAUGUUGAAAUUCGUGUGCCUGUUCGCGCUGCUCGCCUCCACGGCGGCGGCAGCCUCCGAGGCUGACAGCUUGCUGACUAGCGCCCUCAAGAUGGUCAAGGAUUGCGGCGAGCGUUCCAUGCUGUUGUGUAUGAAGGUAAACCAUAUAGAAAAAUAGAGUACGAAGCGCGAUUAGCUAAUUAGCAAGCCCCAUUUCGUAUAGGAACGCGCCCUACACUACUUCGACACGGAGAAUGGCGAUGUGCGUCUAACCGAGGGCAUUUCCCUGGUCAAAACCGAUGAGAUUCCGGUGGGUCGCGCCUUGAACGAAGUGACGCUGCCGGAGGAGGCGGAGGCGCGCGAAAGUGAGGUCGAUUCCCUGCUGGUGGAGCGUGUGGCACGCUUCUUUGGCACACAUACGCUGCAGUUCAAGGUUCCCAAGGACUCCAUACAGGAUAUGCAGCGCGCCCUCGAGGAAUCACGCGGCAAGAAGAAGGAGAAGAAGAAGUACCUGAUGCCGCUGCUGAUGCUCUUCAAGCUGAAGAUGGCCGCUCUGCUGCCGCUGGCCAUUGGCUUUCUGGCGCUAAUCUCGUUCAAGGCCCUGGUCAUUGGCAAGAUCGCACUGCUGCUCUCCGGCAUCAUAGGCCUAAAGAAGCUGCUCGAGUCCAAGAAGGAGAACUACGAGGUCGUUGCGCAUCCCCACUACGAGCACGAGCACAGCUACGGCCGAUCGCUGCAAGGCGAUGAGGCACAGAACUUGGCCUACGCGGCGUAUAAGCAAUAAAUUGCCAAAUACAACAAAACAACAACAAAUUAGUGCAAUACACAAAAGGAAAAAGAGAGAAAGAAGGG
Messenger RNA from Drosophila virilis, 1196 nucleotides. The record is from RefSeq and is a predicted model, not a curated record. Lineage: Eukaryota; Metazoa; Arthropoda; Insecta; Diptera; Drosophilidae.